Molecule: messenger RNA, 784 nt
Organism: Darwinula stevensoni
Lineage: Eukaryota; Metazoa; Arthropoda; Ostracoda; Podocopida; Darwinulidae
Source: the annotation of a GenBank genome assembly
CCCGUCUUCGAAGUUUUUUCCCACGUGGAUGCACCCCAUCUUGGAACGACCUACUGCGCAUGAGCUUCCGACUGGUGGUCUCGCGACCGUGAACACUUUCCGUCCGUUGAACGCCUCUUGCUCUAUCUAAAUGACAUCUAAAUGAAACUGACUUACUUUGAGGAAACAACAAUGUUCUGAGAUGGUAGAGGAAGUGCAAUUGCGUGAAGUGGAGAGGAAUGAGCUGACGGAUAUUCGGGUUUUCCUCGAGCACUACCUACCUGAAACUGUUUCAGCAUACAACACACUUCUAAUGAUGAAAGCUGGACUUCUACCUUUCGCCAAGGUUCUUGUUCCAGUCGAUCCAAAUGAGCUCCGCGUCGUCUUCCUGUGUUACAGCCAACCAGUUCAAGAGGAGACGUAUUUAUUCUGCUGCUUGGAAUCUGACAUGGAGCUCUUGGAAAAGUCUUUAAGAGCAUUGGAUUGGAGCAAAGAAAUUACUUUCUCUGCCGCUCCCCGCGCAUUCUGGAGCAUCAUCGCUAAAGUUGCAGAGGAGAAGAACGCCACCUAUAAGAUGGAUGUUCGAGUGGAACACUUGAGCUUGACCUGGGAUAGAAAUCUGGCUUUGCAAUGGGAAGAGAGGAUCACUGAUGAUUACGACAUCAAGAUUUUGGGCAUCGAGCACGCGGAAGUGGUGAAUGAUUCCUGGAGAUAUAAAGGUCUGCACACCUUGAUGAAAAUCAAGGAAUGGAUCAACCUGGCCCGUGGUUUUGGGAUUUUUGUUCCACAUGUUAUACGAAGCUGA